This is a messenger RNA of Rotaria socialis, 1809 nucleotides long. The record is from the annotation of a GenBank genome assembly. NCBI's taxonomy places the organism in Eukaryota, Metazoa, Rotifera, Eurotatoria, Philodinida, Philodinidae.
AUGUUCAAGCUUAUCAACAUUUUCCUAUGUAUACAUUUGGCAUGUACAAGUCAUUUUCAAGGUGGAACAAUUACAUAUAAAAUAAUGAAUACUUAUGGAUCUACAAUAUCCAUCAUGAUAACACAAACAUAUAUAUACAGAUGGCCGUUGAUUUAUUGUGAUAAUUCUUAUAUAUUAUCACAAAGUUCACCUAAUAUGAGUGCUUUUCCUGAAUAUAAUUAUAAACUCAAUUGUAUUUCAAAUUGUACAACAACUGGUGGCUAUGUACCAGUACCAAUUAGACCCUACUGUAUAGAUUAUUCAGCGCCGAUGUCUAUUAGUACUACACAAAGAACUGAUAUAGUUAAUAUUACAAGUGGAGCUUAUUUUACAGUCGCUUUUCAAUCAUCAGCUUGGCGAACAUUAAGUUUACCAAACGGUAGUCCAACAAGUAAAGGUUGGAGUAUUUCAUGUAUAAUUGAUCUACGAAUAAGAUCUGAUACAGGCACACUAAAUACACCUCCUGUUGCGAAUAUGAUUUCACCCACUGAUAUUCCUGUUGGAGUUCAACAAUCAUUGAUUAUUCCGACAAUUGAUAGUGAUAAUGAUAUAGUCCGAUGUCGUUUUGCUAAUACGACUACUGAAUGUGCAGAUGUAUGUCCACCAAGUUCUCUACCAAAUAAUACAAUACUCAUAUCUUCAAAUUGCACAUUGCUUAUCACUGGUGCCGAAGUGAAUAAUUGGUAUGCUGUAGCUAUUCAGAUUGAAGAUUUUGCUUCGGAAAAUUCGACAACUCCAUUAAGUUCUGUACCGAUUCAAAUUCUCGUUAAUGUAUAUGCUUCACCUAACUGUACCAUAGCUCCUCGUCUUUAUGGUUCUACUAAUCAAACAGGUACAUGUCAAAGUUUACAAGUUGGGCAACCGCAUGUGAUCAUGCUCUAUGCUGAGAAUUAUUGCUCAAAUUAUAGUGUUACAAUAGAAGAUAUUGCUACGCUAUCAUUUCCUAUUGUUAUUAAAAGUAAUCUCACUCGAAAUACAAGUACAUUAUAUUCUGUUGGUUUAACAUGGACACCAACUACAAAUCAAAUCGGUUCACAAAUACUUUGUGCCGUUGCAAUUGAUAGUCAACAUGUUCAAUCAAAUCAAUAUUGUGUAGCAUUUGCAGUGAGUCAAACUGGUAGUGCAGCAUGUCCUGGAGAAGUAUUAGAAACUACAACGUCAUCAAUAAUCACUCGGGAGAUAUUUUAUGAGUCUUCACCACCUAUUGAUAAUCUCACAGCAUAUAUCAGUCUGGCACAAAGCUCUAAAGAUGUUACAUCAUCGAUAACCGGUACGACGACCAUCAGUACAACAACUGAUUCAUCAUCGAGUACAUCCUUGUGGCUACUAUCUGUAAUUGUUGGUGUUGCUGCUCUUUUAACACUGCUAUGCUGUUUAUUAUGUCUAUUCCCUAAUGGUCUUGAAUCAUUGUAUAGAAAACGUCGAGGUGAAGUGUCAUCAGAACAACGGCCUAAUACCGAUCGAACUGGUCAGCUACCAAGAAUGUAUAUGCUUCCAAGAAGAUUCAAUCAUGAUUUGGAUAAUAUCAGUCGAAGUGCUAGCAGUUUAGAAAGUUCAACAAGUGCAACUGAAUCUGAUGCACGUUUAGAUUUAUUUUCAACAACAUCUCGUGACCGAAUGAAUAGAAAAGAAAAUAACGAUAGAUGGGCAAAUCCACCACCAAGAUACUAUCAAGUAGAAAUAACACGUGCUGAAUAUUCAGCUAAAGAUAACUCUGUUAGAUUUCAAAAAAACCUUGUACAAAUAUGUUCAUCAUUUGAUGAAAAUUAA